This is a messenger RNA of Acaulospora colombiana, 490 nucleotides long. The record is from the annotation of a GenBank genome assembly. NCBI's taxonomy places the organism in Eukaryota, Fungi, Glomeromycota, Glomeromycetes, Diversisporales, Acaulosporaceae.
AUGGCCAGGAAAUAUAGCGAGUAUUGGCCUUCCAGCACCUUCUCAGCAGCCGCAGGAGAACUCUGGACCAGUGCCAUCGUUGCAAGAGCUGGAGAGCUCUAUGCCACCAGGGAGCUGCACACUCUAGGCACCAAUGACAAAAUACCCGCUAAAAUGCAUGUUAGAAGACCAGGAAGAGACAACUGGUCAUAUAUCGGACGAGUCGGAGUCUUUCAGGAGCUCACGCACAAGGCACCCGUAGUUGUGGUACGUUUACAAAGUACUGAUAAAGUCGUUGUUGCCUUUUCGGAGCACUCGAAUAUCAGUGUUGACAAGCGCGGCAACUUUGUGGUCAUCGCCUCUGUGGAACCUUCUGGAGUAGUAUCAUACUCUUUGCAUGCUCAAACAAAUAAUGACGCACUUCGUUUAUUGGCCUCCAUUGAGCUCGCCGCUUACAAACUUGGGUCGAUCACCGGAACGGAGAAUAGACAACAAACCCAACUUCGCCGCC